ACAACAUGGUGAUACCAGAACUACCAUAUGAUGAUGAUGACCUCUCUACCCUCGAAAGAGGAUUACGUCAGUAUAUGAUUACCAAAAUCGUCAGAGAAGCUGUUCCCCGUCCGAAUAGUGAUGCUAAAAAUGAUGCCAGAAUGAUUGAACUCAAAGAGUAUGCUACUUUCAUGGAAAAGAAAUCGUUUGAGAAAGUACAAACAAAAGAUGAAUACUACGCCGAACUUGCCAGAAUUAUACUUAGCAUGCAGAAACACUUGCAGUCAAGGCCCAAAGGAUCUUAUGAAGAUCCGUACUCGAAUAUUCCUCCAUCCCACGAGCUGGCUGAUUUUUUGGGGUUGUCGGCACAAGAAAGGGACGAGUUUUAUCUUUUGCAUCCACAUAGACUAUUAAAACCAAAUGCAAAGUCGAGAAUAACAAGAAGAAUUCGAAUUCAUGUGAUCGACAAACUCGGGCUCAUGCUCUUCCCUGCCCCAGAUCAAAAUGCGUAUUACGAUGGAAGAAUGGAUAGAAUCAUUAGAAAAUUGCGGAAUCUUGAAGCUGAAGCAUUUCGAGAAUGUAUUGAUUGUGAUGAUUAUUACAACUUGGCUUCUAUCAAAGCUUACAAAUUGCAUAAAACAAUGAAGAAAAAUGGAGAGCAUUAUGUUGACCACGAGGUCAAAUACCCAGCCAUUCACAUUUAUACAUCUGCUAACAGUUUCGAGAGUUUUGCUCUUGCGGAAUCCGGCAUUGUCAUUGAAUAACUUUUUAUAUGCUCAAAUUCACAUCAAUCAAUUUAUAUUUUGCUUGUAAAAAGUCAAUCCGCUUAUGUACAUGCUCUUGUAUUUAAAAAAAACAUCAAUUUUUCACUGUUUUGAAUUUCCAUUUCUCUUGUGAAGUUUCGUAUCUCAGUUUGAGCCUUUUCCUGUGACCGAUUUCUUUUCACAUCCUAUCUCAAAAAUAUUUUAUUUGUAAUCCGAAUAAAAUUUACAACAG
Molecule: messenger RNA, 975 nt
Organism: Caenorhabditis elegans
Lineage: Eukaryota; Metazoa; Nematoda; Chromadorea; Rhabditida; Rhabditidae
Gene: F22F1.3
Product: KIX domain-containing protein
Exons: 3
Coding region: 6-743 (245 amino acids)
Biological process (GO): DNA-templated transcription; regulation of DNA-templated transcription
Cellular component (GO): nucleus
Molecular function (GO): transcription coregulator activity
Source: RefSeq, marked reviewed